Messenger RNA from Andrographis paniculata, 1411 nucleotides. RefSeq lists its product as uncharacterized. NCBI's taxonomy places the organism in Eukaryota, Viridiplantae, Streptophyta, Magnoliopsida, Lamiales, Acanthaceae. Bases 663 to 1175 code for a protein of 170 amino acids. The transcript has a single exon. The record is from RefSeq and is a predicted model, not a curated record. Gene Ontology annotation, molecular function: protein tag activity; ubiquitin protein ligase binding; structural constituent of ribosome. Gene Ontology annotation, cellular component: cytoplasm; small ribosomal subunit; ribosome. Gene Ontology annotation, biological process: protein ubiquitination; modification-dependent protein catabolic process; translation.
UCUAAUUGUUAACGCAUCUCUGUGCCUGUGUGUAUGUAGUAACCGAUUCUUCUGUGUCCCUUCGCUAACGGAUUGAUUUUACAUAGCGAUUUUAUGGAUUUUGAUUUGUCUCUAUUUUCUCAAUUAUUACUGCGUGCUCUACUUGUUACUAUUGAGCUGGUGAUUUUGAUGCUUGAUAUGUCUCUCUAUGUAUGUGGAAUUUUUGUUAUCUGGACGGAUUCAAUCGGAUCUAUAAUUUGGUUGAGUGGAUUUGCAUUCAAUUAGGUUUUCCAUUAGAAAUAUGAAUCCACGGAAGAGUUGAAUUUCUUUUCGUUCCUUUUGAUUUUGGAAUCAAUAAUCCUAUCUGUACGUUUUUUUGGUUAUUACGUUACUAUCUUGUGUUUGGUUGUUGAUUGUUUUCUUUCUCAGUUAAAAAAUGCCUCGCUAUGAAGAUUGAUACGGCAGUACAGUACUACUCGAAUGUAGAUAGAUGAUAAUGUAUUAACAUUUGUGGUUUUCUGUACAAUAUUCAGAAAAGUCCAGUUCUGGAACUUUGGAAAAGUUUCGGGAGUUAAUUGGAAGUACUACUCUGAUAUUUAUAGAAGUUCGAGGGAGGUUAGCGCAACGUAUUCGAAUAUUUAAACAACGCAGCGAUUUGGCAAAGGAGCAACAGGGAAGAGAAAAUGCAGAUCUUUGUGUUAGGCCUAAAUGGCAAAACAAUCACUCUGGAAGUCGAAAGCUCCCAUACAAUCGAUACUAUCAAGGCCAAGUUUCAGGACAAAGAAGGAACUCCUCAGGAUCAGCAGCGCCUCAUCUACAGCGGGAAGCAGUUGGAGGACAGCAGGACCUUAGCCGAUUACAACAUUCAGAAGGAAUCAACACUCAACCUCAUGGUCCCCCUGUGUGGUGGAGGCACCAGCUGGAGGAUACCUUUCGUUGCCAAUCAUUUGAUCAAGAAACUCAAGGAGUUGAAUCAAAAGUCGCAGAAGGAACUGAUUAAGACAUGGUCGAGGGAUUCCACCAUUAUACCGGAAAUGGUGGGGCAUCGGAUUGCCGUUUACGACGGAAGGAAGCACAUCCCCUUUCGCAUCGUCGAGGCUAUGGUGGGGCAUAAGCUGGGAGAACUGAAGCCGCGGCGUUUACAUAGGAAAGAGGUUCAUGCUCGGGGUAAGGCGCCACAGAAGAAGAAGAAGUGAGCAACGGUAGUGCAAGUAAUUUCUAGGUAUCAUUCUGCAAUUUUAAGUAGUCGUCUAUAUCUCAAGGUUGCACUGCAGAAUUGAUGAUUUUUUAAAUUUUUAUCUUUUUUUUUUUUUAUGGAAGGAUCAGCCACCAACUUUUUCCAUAAACCAAAAGGUUCUAGCCUCCCGUUCAUGUGUAUGAACGAUAUUUGUGUUUGUAGUUGAGUUUUAUUUAUUUAUAUAAUUCCAUAUUA